Cryptococcus deneoformans JEC21 is the source of this 1713-nucleotide messenger RNA. RefSeq names its product NADPH-adrenodoxin reductase, putative. Bases 56 to 1675 code for a protein of 539 amino acids. Lineage: Eukaryota; Fungi; Basidiomycota; Tremellomycetes; Tremellales; Cryptococcaceae. The record is from RefSeq and is a predicted model, not a curated record. The transcript has 3 exons. Gene Ontology annotation, biological process: ubiquinone biosynthetic process. Gene Ontology annotation, cellular component: mitochondrion.
CUCCACUUUUUGACAACUGUUGCAUCGGCAAUACAUAUCUAUUCCCAAUUUUAACAUGAUUCCUCGGUCAGCGCGUCUAAGGCUUCCAUCGUCUUCCCUCUCCGCCCAUGCCAGACGGCGGCUCUACACCCCCGUCCGUCCCCCUCUCAAACUCGCAAUUAUUGGCGCUGGCCCCUCAGGUUUCUAUACCGCCUCUCGUAUCCUCUCUUUGAUUCCCCCUACAUCCCCAGAAGGUCAAAAACUUGAGGUUCAUAUGUAUGAAAGGCUUCCGACGCCUUAUGGGCUGGUAAGAUAUGGUGUCGCUCCAGACCAUCCAGAGGUCAAGAAUUGCCAACACAAAUUCGAUGAGCUGGCCCAUGAUUCUAGAUUCAAAUAUUUUGGAAACACCCUCUUUACAUCUCAUCCUUCUUCGACUUUUUCACCUUCGCCAACCGAAAAAGCACCAUCAUACACUUACCCUCAUGCCCUCCGCUUGUCAUUUAGCGACAUCAUGCCGUAUUAUUCUACCCUCAUUCUGACCUACGGUGCCUCACUUUCAAAUCCUCUCAAUGCUGUCCCGGGGAGUAGCUCCAACAGCGACCCAUUGACAGGUGUUUACCCAGCCUUGGCCCUCGUAAGCUGGUACAACUCCCAUCCAGCUUACGCUGACUUACCGGUCAACUUGGAAAAAGUCAAGCAAGUCAGUGUUGUCGGGCAGGGGAACGUUGCAUUGGACGUAGCGAGAAUGUUGCUCAAGCCUGUAUCUUCUUUGGCAGAGACUGAUUUGUCUGAAGAGGUACUCGACGUUCUUUCGGAAUCUAGUGUCGAGAAAGUGCGGGUGGUGGGGAGGCGAGGUCCAGGCCAAGUAGCUUUCACAACGAAAGAGUUUAGGGAAAUGCUCUCUAUCCCCGAUGUUGGGUACGCAGGUAUCGACCCUGCUUUAAUGGAAUACGCAAAGGAGAAUAUUGAAAAGGGUAACGGAGAGAGAAUGAAGAAGAGGUUAUUACAGUUGAUGGACAAGACGAAGCAACAAGAUGGUAGAAAGAUAUUUGAGCUCGAUUUCCUCAAGGGUCCUAAAUCUUUCCUCCCCUCUACAGAGAACGCAAGUCAAGUAGGCGAGGUGGAAUGGAAUCUUAACCAAUUAGAAACGAGACCCGCAACCGAGUCCCAGCCAGCGAGUAUAGUCGCAAAAUCAACAGGCGAGACUAUCAGGACCCCAGCAGACAUGGUGGUCGAGUCUGUAGGGUACAGAUCCGAGCCUCUUACUGGACCUGGACAUGAGUGGGAUCUACCGUUUGACAUUGCUCGGGGUAGAGUGAGCAAUCUUAAUGGGCGUGUGAUCGCAGAAGAAGGUGGUUUCGUACCUGGAGUAUACGCUGCUGGCUGGGCCGCCCGCGGUCCUGUCGGUGUCAUCGCCACCACUAUGAACGAUGCCUACGCUCUCGCUUCCACUAUCCUUGACGAUAUAUACGCACCCACCACAUCUUCCCCCGCUGCUUGCAUGCUCAACUCUCGGCCUUAUGCUGGUAUCCCCGAAAAAGUCCAGAACGCGGCCAUGGAAGGAAAGAUUGUGGUUGAUUUGGAAGGAUGGGCGAAGAUUGAUAAGGCUGAGGUUGAGAGGGCCAAGCGGAUGGGGAGUGGGAAGGAAAGAGAAAAGUUUAGGAGGGUUGAAGAUAUGUUGGCGGUUUUGCAGUAGAUUUGCCUAAAUUGAGCAUAAUAGAUGCAACAAACUCA